This is a messenger RNA of Pyricularia pennisetigena, 423 nucleotides long. RefSeq lists its product as uncharacterized. Lineage: Eukaryota; Fungi; Ascomycota; Sordariomycetes; Magnaporthales; Pyriculariaceae. The transcript has 2 exons. The coding region runs from base 1 to 423 and encodes 140 amino acids. The record is from RefSeq and is a predicted model, not a curated record.
AUGGAUUCUUCGGGCAAACCCAAGGUGAAGCUCAGCUCGCGCGAGGCCGAGCUUCUCGUCGGCGCUUGGCUCUCCCUCAAGAACUCACAGAUCGACUACGACAACUUUGCCGCCUUCCUCGGCCUCCAGAAGGCCAAAUCGGCCCGCAACGCCUUCGGCACGCUCAAGAAGCGGCUUCGGGAGGAGUUUGGCGACGGCGUCGGCGGCAGGGUGACCGCCAGGGCUGCCGUCUCCAAGAACACCACCGCCAAGGCGAGCACUGCCAAGAAAAAGGCUUCCGAGACGCUGAGAGAUGCCACCGACGACGACGUGUUCGACGCAAACCCUUUCCAGCCCCCUGCCAAGAAGGCCAAGCAGGACAACUACGGCCCCGGUCACUUUGAGCUCAAGGAGGCUUACUACUUUGAGGAUGGACGUAUCUGA